GGAUAUUGUACCCUGACUAUGCCUCAAUGAACAAACGUCUUGUCGCCAUCGCCAGAUUCCUUCUCGAGCAGCAUGCACAAGUGGAUUUUCGAGGGAAGGACAAUGCGACGCCGCUCUCGCUCGCCUACGAGUGGGGCCACACUGAUUUGGUGAAGCUUCUCCUGAAGCAUGGCGCAGAUCCUACGUCCAUCGUGCUUCAAGCCGCUGGAACAAACUCGCGAAUCGAUGAGUUGAUGCAGAUAGCCAAACGAGACUGGACUGGUUCAGCAACAAAGCCUCCUCGGUCGUGCCCGUGUUUCUCCGGAAAAACGCUGGCCGCCUGUCAUCAAGCUCGAGACCACGCAUAUCCCUUAGAUUUCCUGUGUCCAUGUGGCAAAGGGAUGUCAUAUGAGGACUGUUGCUUGCUUGUGGCCAGUAGGAACUGGGUGGAGCGUUGGGUUGAAGAAGACGGAUACGCCUUUAUCAAACCAGUGUUGAUCGAGAGGCGAUUCAGCGAAGACAGUCAGGAAGUGAAGCAGAUUAGCCGUCAGCUCAUUGCACGGCUCGAAGACUUGUGCAAGGAAGGAUUCAUUGAUCCAAGCUUCUUGUCUGUGGUUCGUCAUAUCAAGAGCAUUCCAUUGUAGAAACACAAAAGAAGGGCUCGCUUCCAUUGUCAAUCAGGGCGACGUGA
Messenger RNA from Dacryopinax primogenitus, 670 nucleotides. RefSeq lists its product as uncharacterized. The coding region runs from base 27 to 623 and encodes 198 amino acids. Lineage: Eukaryota; Fungi; Basidiomycota; Dacrymycetes; Dacrymycetales; Dacrymycetaceae. The transcript is spliced from 2 exons. Gene Ontology annotation, molecular function: protein binding. The record is from RefSeq and is a predicted model, not a curated record.